AUAAUAUACAGCGAGAUAAAUUUAUUUUUUUAAUUUUAAAAAAGGUAUAAGAGAGUCAGUGUGCCUUGACAAUCGUCUUACUGCUGCUGCUCCGAGCAAAGUCAAGCAAAGUUGUGCGGGCAACUAACUCGUGCACGAAGUAGUCAUGCCUUCGCAAUUCUGUCAUCGUUGAGAUUUGAAUUUUAUACGAAACUUCAUCGAGGUUGAAACCUUCGUCUUCUUGGACCUAAUCUAACGCGCAUUGAAUUGGAGCCGGUGCUAUGAGCGGAAGCAAGAUGAUAAGGUUAUCAAAGUGUAGGUUCCUUUACAUCUAUCAUUAUUUCUCGAAGUAGCGAUAUUUCUCGGCUAACGAGAAUUUUAUUCAACGAAUACGAUCGGACGAGAGAGGCUGCACCGCUUUCACGAUGACGGAACACGAGAAUGCGAUGUUCAUGCGUGUGGCGUCAGCAGUUUUUUACGGUUUUUCAUCGUUUAUGAUAACGGUCGUCAACAAGACCGUGCUCACGUCGUUCGCCUUUCCGUCCUUCCAAGUGUUGGGGAUUGGCCAAAUGUUUGCGACGAUACUGGUGCUAUGUACCGCGAAGAAGCUGCGUUACAUCGAAUACCCUAGUCUGGAACGGACGACGUUUUUCAAGAUAUGGCCGCUACCAAUAAUAUACAUUGGCAACAUGAUAUUCGGAUUAGGUGGUACAAAGCAGCUGAGUCUGCCGAUGUUCACCGCCCUGCGGCGAUUCAGUAUCCUCAUGACGAUGAUCGCUGAGUAUUAUAUCCUUGGCGUCAAAGCGCGUAUGUCCAUACAAUUAAGUGUCUACACAAUGAUCCUGGGUGCAGUGGUGGCUGCGCUGAACGAUCUCGCCUUCAAUCUGGAGGGCUAUAUCUUCAUUCUGUUGAAUGACUUUUUCACUGCUGCUAAUGGUGUAUAUAUGAAGAAGAAGUUAGAUUCUAAGGACUUGGGAAAGUACGGACUGAUGUACUAUAAUUCUUUGUUUAUGCUCGGUCCGACGAUUCUGUUGGCCUGGUGGAUGGGUGAUAUAGCCUCGGCGUUAGAAUUUCCCGAUUGGACAAAUCUCUUCUUUGUUCUACAAUUUAUGUUAUCAUGUCUAAUGGGCUUUGUAUUAUCAUACAGCAUGCUUCUUUGUACAUUAUAUAAUUCUGCACUGACCACUACUAUAAUUGGAUGCUUAAAGAACAUAUGUGUGACGUACCUUGGCAUGGUCAUUGGCGGAGAUUAUAUAUUUUCAUGGUUAAACUUUGUGGGAUUGAAUUUAAGUGUGAUAGGCAGUUUAGUGUAUACUUGGUUAACAUUUCGUAAGAGAGAAAUCGCACAGCCAAAAUACAGUCUGCUGACUGAAUCUCAGGCCAACAAGAUACAAGCUAGUUUAUUAUCAUCUUUAGAAAGCCGUUUCUCGACAGUUUCGCAGAUAAGUGAGACAUUUCUGGAGGAUUAUUCCAAGCAUCACAUACCCCUAUCCUCUCUGCAGCGUGUGCUUCUCACAAUGGGCUCGUCGGCGAUAUCGUUGGCGAAUCCGUUUCGAGGUGACAUGAUAGCGUGUCUCGCAGAAACUACCGGUACGAAGGCUCUCAUGCAUUGUCAUCAACAGAUGAAGAGCACAAACGAGGGUCAACGUAUUCUCGCACAAAAACCACGUAUAAACACGUCCACCAUCGAUCUCCAUUAUUUCAAGAGCCUGCCGGAAGGAACCGUAGGCCGAACGUAUCACGAUUUCUUGGACAACAACAAAGUAUCACCCGACGAUAGAGAGCAAGUACAAUUCGUCGACGAUAUCGAACUGGCUUAUGUGAUGCAACGAUAUCGAGAGACGCACGAUAUUUUUCACGCUAUGCUCUUGAUGCCGACGACGAUGCUGGGAGAGGUAGCGGUUAAAUGGAUAGAAGCUCUGCAGAUGCGCUUGCCGAUGUGCACAACUGCUGCGAUAUUCGGAGCUAGUCGUCUACGUUCCAGACAAAGGCAUUUGUACUUAAAUCAUCAUCUUCCGUGGUCUAUAAAUACGGGAUUGAAUGCGAAGUUUUUGUUAGGGAUUUAUUAUGAAGAACGCUGGGAGCAGUCUCUCGAGGAUUUUCACAAAGAAAUGAACAUUACACGUCUAGUAUAAAAGUUUAGCUAAUUGAAAUCAAAUUAUAAUAAUUUAUGACUGUAAUUAGUAGUAUUUAAUAGUUGUUUGCGAUUAAACGAAAGAUAAAGUUUGUAUAUCAUUUUGCUAAGACACUUAUAUGUGAAAAUUUUAACUCUUAUGUCUGUGAUAUAUAAGUCUUUAACUUCUUCAGUAAUAAAUAAUUCUAAAAAAAAGAAAAAGAAAAGUUUUUUUUACAAAUUUGUCGGAUAAUCACCAGAUUUGCGAUAAUUUUCAAAGCAACACGCAUUACUGAUAUUACAAAUUUGAUUUAAUUAAACGUUACAUCUGUUAUAAACAUAUAUAAUCUAAAAUUGUACGUUUAUCAUAAUCGUUAUUAUCGUCGUUGUGUUCCAAUUAUCGUAAUUGUGAUUUUCAUCUUUUGCUCUCUUGCUCCUUUUUUUUUUCAUUGUUUUCUUAGUGUUAAUACCGUUAUCAUGCAGAAUGUAUCUUAAAACGAAGGUAUGCUUUAAAGACCUCGUUAUAUCAAUUGAGUAAUGAAAAAUAUUUGCACGAAUCUGUGUGCUAAAACGCGUCCUUUCUGAAUUAUUACUAUUUUUUGGCACAAAAAUUGUUCAAGUACAUUCGUACUCUUAAAUUGGAAGAAUCAAUGACGCAAUAAUGUGAUCCGUAAAGAGCGCACCUGCAUUUUAAGAUACACCCCACGAAUUAUUAUAUAUUUUGGAAUAAAAAUGACUUAGCUUGGAUGACUUAGUUUAAGAUAUAUAAGAAAGGAUAUAUGAAGAGUAAUUCUAUUUAAAAAUCUUGCGCCAUAUUGCGAAAUUUGAUUGAAGAUUAAACGAUCCGCCUUUCUCUUAAGAUAGAUAAGUUGAAUCGAUCAAUACGAUUAUAUCAUGAUAUUAUUUCGUAAAAUAAGUACAUAUAAGUAGAUGAGCAAAACUGAUUGUCAUUCUUCGACGUAAUUGAGUAUUACGUUCGCUUCAUGCCGAUUUCGUUUAUAUUAUUUUGCUUCGGCUACGUGCAACGAAUUUUUACCAUGAUAUGAAAUACUCAGCUGACGAGAUGCGAUUAAACUUUACGCAUAAUCCGCAUCAAACUCGAGCAAAACCACGAACUUUGCUGCGAGGUUCAUUAUCGCAAUUUUGCUACUGGUCAGCUUUAUCUGAGUAAUAGAUAUAGAGAAAUGGAACGAUUUUUUCUAACAGUAAAAACGAUAAUGAGUAUCACAUAUAUAAGCGUAGGAAAGAUAUGUAAAUUAAUAAAUUAAUAAAUAGAUGUGAAUCAUUCAUUCGUUCGAGAUCACGCAUUCCUCUGGA
This is a messenger RNA of Linepithema humile (Argentine ant), 3409 nucleotides long. NCBI's taxonomy places the organism in Eukaryota, Metazoa, Arthropoda, Insecta, Hymenoptera, Formicidae. The record is from RefSeq and is a predicted model, not a curated record.